Molecule: messenger RNA, 4322 nt
Organism: Chionomys nivalis (European snow vole)
Lineage: Eukaryota; Metazoa; Chordata; Mammalia; Rodentia; Cricetidae
Gene: Cracdl
Product: CRACD like
Exons: 10
Coding region: 297-3665 (1122 amino acids)
Source: RefSeq, a predicted model, not a curated record
CGCGUCCGCCCCCGCCGGGCCGCGCGCUGCCGAGCCGGGAUCCGCGAGUGCGCGCCCAGCGCAGGACCAGCGCGGCUGCCCGAGGGUCGCGCCCGUGUCCGCGUCCAUCCCCCGGCCGCAGACCCCGUGCUCCCUGCACCCUACCGCCCCCUGCUGCGCGGUGCCGCCGGCCCUCGACGCUGCGGCCGGGGGCCAGCGCGCACUCUGACGGAGCAGCCCCUGCGUGUCCCCGAGGACUGAGCCCUUCCCGGCGCGUUUGCCAAGCACGGCCACGCUCCAGUGCCAGUGAGCCGGACAUGAUCUCCACGAGGGUGAUGGACGUCAAGCUUCGGGAGUCUGCUGAAGGCCUUGGGGAGGAUGGCACAGGAAAGAAAAAAUCCAAGUUUAAAACUUUUAAGAAGUUGUUUGGGAAGAAGAAGAGAAAGGAAUCGCCCUCAUCCACGGGAAACAGCACCUGGAAGCAGAAUCAGGCCAAGAGCGAGGUCAUUGCCGUUGAGUCAGGGCCAGUGGGCUAUGACUCUGAAGAUGAGCUGGAGGAGUCCAGGGGCACUCUGGGCAACCGUGCCCUCUCGCACGACAGUAUCUUCUUUCCUGAAUCGGGACAGGACCCUGCUAGGCCUGUGCGGGUGUUUUCCCAAGAAAAUGUGUGUGACCGGAUCAAGGCUUUGCAGUUAAAGAUACAAUGUAACGUGAAAAUGGGGCCACCGCCUCCAGGAGGCAUUCCUAUCAAGAGGGCCGAGGAAACUGGUAUAAGUUCCGAGGAUGACGGACUGCCCCGGAGCCCCCCAGAGAUGUCCCUGCUGCAUGAUGCGGGUCCAGGCACAACUAUAAAGAUCUUAGUGUCCUCAUCGCGGCCACAGUCUCCUGACCACAUGAGCGAUGCCACCGUCUCCUCUCGGACCUUGGAUGGCAGCCUGGCACCUGUGGCUGACUUCAGCCACCCUCCUGAGUCCUCGUCCUGCCUGGACAACUCUGCAGCUAAACACAAGCUCCUGGUUAAGCCCCGCAACCAGCGAUCAAGUAAAAUGAGGCGCCUGUCUUCGAGGGCACAGUCUGAAUCUCUGAGUGACCUGUCAUGGACCCUGGAGGAGGAAGAACAUGAAAAGAAACCACUGCUCCGGGUCAACACAGAAGUGGACCCCAGCUCUGGGCACUGGGAUUUGAUGCUGGGCAGAAGGCCUGAGCUUGGGGGACCUGCAACCUUGCUGCUGCCUGGAGGGGCCUGUGCUAGGCGUGCUCGCCUACAGCAUAGUGCAGCCGUCAGUGGCAGCAUGGAGGAGGGAAGCUCUCCUGGAGAUGAGCCCUCAAGCCAUCGGGCUACGCCAGAGCUCACUGAGCCCAUGGCAGUCUCAGUUCCGUGCCCAGAGACCCCAUCUCUGCCAGAAGGUUCUCCGUACCAUAUUCCCCACAGUGAAAUCCAGAAGGAAGAACUGUCCUCUGGAGGCCUGUGUCCCCUAGUGGAAAGCAUGUCUGAGGAGGUUUUUUGUGAUUCUGGAGAUGUGGAAACUCCACUGUCUACUGACGUCCCUGACGGAGGCAUGGCACCUCCCAAGGACUCAGUGGCACCUGAGGACACAGCACUUCCUGAAGGAGACACAGCACUUCCUGAAGGGGAGACUGUACCUUCCAAAGAGGACAUAACACCCCCUGAGGGAGACACAACACAAGUCAUGGCACCUCCCAAGAGAGACUUGUCACCUUCCAGGAGUGACAUGACACCUCCCAAGAGGAUCAUGACACCUCCAGAGAGAGACAUAGCACUCCCAGAGAGAGACAUGUCACCUUCCAAGGGAGAUGUAGUACCUCCCAAGAGGAUCAUAGCACCUCCUGAGAAAGACAUGUCACCCCCAGAGAGAGACAUGUCACCUUCCAAGGGAGAUGUGGCACCUCCUGAGAGAGACAUGUCACCUCCAGAGAGAGACAUGUCACCUUCCAAGGGAGAUGUGGCACCUCCCAAGAGGAUCAUGGCACCUCCAGAGAGAGAUAUGUCACCUUCCAAGGGAGAUGUGGCACCUCCCAAGAGAAUAAUGGCACCUCCAGAGAGAGAUAUGUCACCUUCCAACGAAGACAUGACACCUCCCAAAGGGAUCAUGGAACCUCCCAAUAGGGACACAAUGCUUCCAAAGGGAGAGGCACCACCUCCUGAGGUUGUCACUGACACCAACUUGGAGACACCUUCAGAUACAGAGGGACAGGAGCAAAGUGUUCAGAAGGAGGAGGAGCUGACCCUGGUGGUACCCAGGCCUGAGGAAGCAUGGACAGAGUCAUGCACAGUCCCUUCCCCGAGCCCUCCCGUACCCAAGAGCUGCCUGAAGCACAAGGUCCUGGCUCCCAGCAGGUCCCCUGCAGAGUCUCAUCUAAAAGAGUCCAGUCCCAGAGUCCAGGACAGAGCAGUUGUGCUCCCAGCCCGCCCCAGGCCUGCACAGGCUGCAGCAUCAGGGGGUCCAGAGAAGGCAGCCCUGGGGAGGAAGAGUGAGCGGAGUACUGAACCACAACGCAGCGUUAAGAGGUUCUCUGUGACCUCGAGCAGAGCACGUGCCCGCGGCAAUAGCUCUCGCCUUAUGGAACAUUCCGGGCAUGCGCCUGCAGGGGGCCGUGCACCCUUACUACGGAGUGGCCUUGCCUGGAAGAGCGAGGCGGCUCUUGAUGACCUCCAGGUGCUGGCAGAGCCCCAGGACAGGAAGGCAGUGGGUGGUGACCCUCAGGACUCAAGGGACAUGGGGGCUGGCCAGGCAGGACCAGGCAGUAGCCUCCAAGAUGCUGAUACGUGUGCUUCCUCUGUGAAGGAGCCAGUCCCAGGGGAGGACCAGAGCCCCUUCCCAGUCAAGCUACGGUCCACCUCGCUCUCACUCAAGUACAGAGAAGGCUCUGCCCAGGAGGCCAAAGCCGUCAAGAGGUACAGCGCCGAGGUCAGGUUGGAGAGAGGAGGCUUGACUCUGCACCCCAAGGAUGAACAGAGCCAUGCUGGGCCUGCCCCGACACUGCGAAGUUCCAGGUCCCCCAAUGGGCAAGGGAAAGGGAAGUCCAGGUCUCCUGAGCAGUCCAAUAUGAAGCCACCCCUGCCCAGGAAGCCGCUCCUGCAGAGCCUCACCCUGCAGUACCCACCCGCAGGCCUGGAUGCCAGCCCUGGGGAGUCUGAGAGACUCAUAGCGGUCAUCCCGCCUCCCGAGCCCAGGAAGGAGAAGUCGCCCCAGCAGGGAACUGAAAAGGGUCAGCCUCCUGCUGCUACAGGUCCUGGGGCUGAUGGGCAACCCACCCCACCCUGGAUCACCAUGGCCCGGCAGAAGCGAAGAGGAGCCCCAGACCUGCCUGUCAACCAGGAAGACAAGCCUGGGUCACGGAUCCUAAAGACAGAAACUGGAAAGCAAACCCAGGAGUCUGUGAAGCAGGGUGACUUUGUCCGAAGCAAAUCUUUCCUGAUGACCCCUGCGAAGCCCCCUGUGACCCAGAGGCAGGGGUCAAAGCUGAGCCUAAAGGAAGGACUACAGAGAGGAAUCUCGCUGUCCCAUCAGAACUUGGCAGCUCAGGCUGCAGCAAUGACAGAGAAGGAGUUGCAUCAGCUGAAGAGAGCCAGUUACGCGACGAGUACCGAUCAGCCAUCCUGGAUGGAACUGGCCAGAAAGAAAUCUCAGGCUUGGAGCGACAUGCCCCAGAUCAUAAAAUAGAUUGGCAGCCUGCUGAUGAAGGACGUUCACUGCAUUGACGGACCACUUAGUUUUAAACUGCCGAUAAAUCAUGGCAAACAGACUGUGAAACUUAAGAUUGAUUUUGGUCAACAAAUUAUGAUGUGCUGGGGAAGAGAGAGGAAACAGGCGGAACCAAAAGACAAGACAGCCUCCGUCUUGGGCCAGAGGGGCUGCAGCAAGGAGGAACCCUGUAAAAGCUCCUUCCUGAGCUGAGGUAUCAACUCAAAAUCCCCAUUCUAAAGAGGCCCCAGACAGCCCGCGAAUGGAAAUGAAGAGGGUGCACAUGUUGGGUGCCCUUUAAGAACAGAACCGGAACUUCUUACUUAGGAGUCCCAGGUCUGCACUGUCAUCAGCCAGUGCCUCUGGCCACUGUCUUGCCGUGGACCAUCGUCACCUUUUGUGUGUACUGAUAGGCAUGACGUUUAUAGUACAGCAGGGAUGCCGUUUAUAAGAGCAGCUACGCAACAAUCCAGUUUCCUGAAGACGUCCGCCCCUGAGAAGGGGAGGACAGGACGUGUCAGGGUUUGUCGAUUCAGAGACUGUUUCCAGGAAGAAUUUUUAAAUUUUUCCACUAGGCGUCUGUGUCCUGAACCAUUGCACAAUGCAUUGCCUGUUUAAUAAAAGGUUUCAAACCUG